UUCCCUACAGGUGGCAGUUUUGGCGAUGAAUGGGUGCAUGGAAGCCAAUUUAGCACUACACGAGGCGCUGCGCGAAAGCGCGGGUAAGAGUAGGAGUCUAGCGGCAGCCUUUAUCGACAUUUCCAAGGCUUUUGACUAUCUGUCGUUCGAUACGAUCCUCCGUAGUGCACGGUCCUUUGGAGCUCCACCACUAUUGAUGACAUAUAUCCGAAACAUAUAUACGUGUGGUGAAGCCAUUCUGUAUAAUUGCUCCAUUCAUAACCGACGCGGCGUACGUCAAGGAGAUCCACUGUCCCCAAUUCUCUUCAUCAUGGCCAUGGAUAAGGUAUUGCUGGCGGCAGACCCGUCUAGUGGUUUUCCAUUGGGAUCAACAGUGCGUGACGCCGUUGCUUAUGCCGAUGAUCUUGUUCUUUUUGCAGAGGACAGUAGUGGCUUGUCUGCAAAACUGACUGCCGCCGACGCCGCUCUGGCUCGAGCUGGUAUGUUGGUAAAUAUCAAGAAAUCAAUGUCGAUGACGAUCCUGGCUAAUCGAAAGGUGGGUAACACUGCCUUGGCACCAAUUGUUUACCGUCUAGAGGAGGAGUCUCUACUGUUGAUGGAAGUGGAUACGGUAGUCCGGUACCUUGGUCUGGAAUUCUCUUGGAGAGGGAAAACCGGGGGGUUGAUUGGUCAGGAACUGGUCACUUACCUGAACCGGAUCACACGGGCGCCGUUGAAGCCAUGUCAGCGAAUGGAGAUUCUUUUGAUAUUUUUAGUACCAGAGUUCCUACACCAGUUGGUUCUGCAAACCGUAAAACGACGAGUUCUUCGUCGUCUGCAUGUCCAGAUCCGAGGCGCUGUCAGAAGGUGGCUUAAGCUACCUAAGGAUGCGGUCAAUGGGCUUCUACACACACCCUCAAAGGCCGGUGGACUCGGUAUUCCAUGUCUUUCUGUGUUGGUACCUCUGUUGCAGCGGGAACGGUUCGCCAAGUUGGUCGGUUCGCCGCAUUCUACUGUGAGAGAGGUGGCAAUGCAGGAGGGCCAAGCGCGCAUACUCCAUGCGGUUAACCAGCCCGUCAGUGUAGGUGGAAUUGUGGUGUGCACGAAGGAGGAGGCCGCAGCUGCUUGGAGAGCGUUGUGGUUGUCGAGUUCAGACGGGAGGGAUCUGGCUAUUGAACCUAUGGGCGUGGAGUCCACCUCAUGGGUAUCCCAUCCUGGUAAAAUGUUCUCCCGACUGUAUAUCCGUUCCAUCCAAUUGCGCGCAGGGUGUUUGUACACACAUGUCAGGAGUAGCCGGGGAGCCCGCUUGGUUGAAGUGAAUUGUUCGGGGGUGUGUGUGGGGAGCCCGAGUCUAAACACAUCCUUCAAACGUGUGCUAAGACGCACAAGGCUAGGAUUCUGCGCCAGAACAAGGUGGCUAAGAAGCUAG
Dicrocoelium dendriticum is the source of this 1408-nucleotide messenger RNA. Lineage: Eukaryota; Metazoa; Platyhelminthes; Trematoda; Plagiorchiida; Dicrocoeliidae. The record is from the annotation of a GenBank genome assembly.